Molecule: messenger RNA, 459 nt
Organism: Penicillium malachiteum
Lineage: Eukaryota; Fungi; Ascomycota; Eurotiomycetes; Eurotiales; Aspergillaceae
Product: RNA-binding protein
Exons: 2
Coding region: 1-459 (152 amino acids)
Molecular function (GO): RNA binding
Source: RefSeq, a predicted model, not a curated record
AUGAGUGAAAGCACCCGCCUCAAGAGCACCAUUUACGUUGGUGGCCUCGAUCAGGCCGUCUCCACCCACACCCUGGCUGAGGCCUUUGUACCCUUUGGAGAGGUUGUCGAAAUUUCACUUCCAAAGCCAGACCAGCCCAACUCAGGCGAUUCUCAUCGGGGUUUCGGAUAUGUUGAAUUUGACCUCCCCCAAGAUGCGAAAGAAGCUAUCGACAACAUGGAUGGAAGUGAACUUUACGGUCGGACUAUUAAGGUUGCAGCCGCGAAGCCGCAGAAGGAUGCCAAUGAGGGGCUAGGCAGCAAGACUGCUAUCUGGGAGCAGGAGGGUUAUCUGGCCAAAUACGCUGUCAGCGAAGAGGAUCGCCAAGCAGCUGAAGAGGCCCGAGAGGCAGGCAACCGGCCGCAGGAUCCAAUGCAAGGUCUGGAACAGCUCGAUGUUGCUGGCCCAAAGCCUGAGUGA